Molecule: messenger RNA, 702 nt
Organism: Neoarthrinium moseri
Lineage: Eukaryota; Fungi; Ascomycota; Sordariomycetes; Amphisphaeriales; Apiosporaceae
Exons: 1
Coding region: 1-702 (233 amino acids)
Source: RefSeq, a predicted model, not a curated record
AUGGCGGGCCAAGAAGGCUAUUUUCACUUGUUUUCCUCGCUGCCUGCCGAAAUAAGACUCGAGAUCUGGCAGUAUACCUGCUGCCAACCACGUGUGGUGGAAGUAUACUAUGAUGCAGCGCAGGACAUAUGCACGACCAACACACCUCAACCCGCGGCUCUUCAUGUAUGCACCGAGUCUAGACGUGAAGCCUCCCGCGUCUACAAGCCGCUCUUUGGUACAAUCAGUUACGCCGCAAACAUAUACUUCCAUCCCGAUCUGGACACACUCUACAUACCGCGACCAACGUAUAUGGGAUACGACGACAAUGCCAGGGAUUUCACGCAACUUGUGACGGGCGCAGCGGAUAUUUCCAACCUGGCUCUCGACCAUGUAAACCCUGCCAUUAGGAAACCAUGGGAAACGUACAACAAGUACGCCUUGAUGCAGAGCUUCCCGAGAGUUUCGGAGGUCUAUCUGGUCCUGGACUCCAACUCGGAGAAUGGCGUCGAGAAUGACAGGGCCAAGCACGGAUUCCUGAGGCUUGCCGAACCAGCCCGCGACUCCUCCGAAGUAUGUAAACUGCUUCAAGACAUCAAGAUGUCCUUUGCCUAUGAGGUUGGCGCGGAUUUCGGGUUUGAUGACAAGACCGAGGGAGCGCCCCAGCAGCCUGCGUUGGUUCUCAAGUCCAGAGUGGAAACCGAUUACCUAAGGUUACUGUGA